GAGCCAGAUUAACGCUCCGUGUUUGUCAGGAGUCCACACUCGCAGAAACAGCAGAAACAUCGUCUCUAACAUACACUGGAUGUGGCGGUCCGAGCACCAAGGACGCCAAGUAUUCCACCUUUUUUUUUUUUUUUUUUAGCACGUUGUAGCUUUGAGUAAUUCAUUUCUUUCUUUUGGUGGCAUUCAUAAAAUAACGUGAACAUCGCAGCAGGAUCAACGAUGAUUUCUCCGUGGGACCGGUGGUACUCGACGAGCUGCUGCCUGUGCUGCCAUGUACGGACAGGCACCAUUAUUCUGGGGAUAUGGUACAUGCUCAUCAAUGCGGUGGUCCUACUCAUCUUGCUGUCGGCUCUCAAUGACCCGGUUCAAUACCGGUACCACCUCACCAGCACUGAGCUGGGAACUGACAUCGAUGUCAUGGACGAUGCAAAUAUCUGCAUAGCCACUGCAAUAUCCCUGCUCAUGAUUCUUAUAUGUGGCAUGGCAACAUAUGGUGCUUACAAGCAACAUGCGGCUUGGAUCAUUCCAUUCUUCUGCUACCAAAUCUUUGACUUUGCCCUGAACACACUGGUAGCCAUAAGUGUGGUUGUUUAUCCCAACACGGUGCAGGACUACCUCCAGCAGCUGCCGGGGACAUUCCCUUACAAAGAGGACAUCAUGUCCACCAACAACAUGUGCCUCAUUUUUGUAGUCCUCCUCUUCAUUGGCUGCAUCCUCUCCUUCAAGGCCUACCUGAUUGGCUGUGUGUGGAACUGCUACAGAUACGUGAGCGGCCGGGGCACCACGGAAGUCCUGGUUUACGUCACCACCAAUGACACCGCGCUCAAUGAGUUGAUACCUCUAAAUGUACAAGGUUCUGCUACCACCGUACGAGGAGGCCUUUGCCAUACCGCCGAAGGAGCCCCCUCCCCAGUAUAUGGAGGCAUGAGUGACGUCCUCGCAAGACCCCAGCGCUGGCUGGAACAUGCUGAAAACGAGACAAAAGUCUUAGAGGCUGGUUUCAGCUUGGAUUCCUGCCAACCUUUGAUUAGAUUAGGGUGACCCUGAGCCAGUAUUAUCAUCAACCGUUCCCCUCCACCACCAACACUCUGGUCGUUGUGACGUAUUUUCCUCGCCUCUCGUCUCCUCUGUCCUACUCGAGGACAGUAUCGCAGCAACUCCAACCGCUACCGACGCUCCCUCUCUUGGCAGCUGCCGUCCCCUGGCAGCAUGUCAACUCUUGCACCCCCCCUGAACACUCUGUCCCAACGUAAUUUGCACUUUUCUUUGAGUGAAACGUGCACCGGUUUGGCCACCAACUGUUAAUCCCCCAAUACUGUGAAUCUCCCUCGCGGUCUUUGUCUAGAAACUACCUGGAGAGAGAGAAAGUGACAGAGAGAGGGAGAGGGAAAGCGACAUACAUGAUCAGUUAUGCAAGAGCACUUUUUUCAGAAAUUGACAAAUUCCUUCGUUGAAUGUAAUGUCGAGGUAUUUUUGUAUGACAUUUUUGUAUAACAGUAAAAAAAACGGAGAGAAAAGGGAGUGAGUAGUGAAAGGCUUUCCUCUUGUGAUAUCAUACGUGUACUGCUGUCGCUUGUCCGGCAGGAAAUCGUUUUGUAAAAAGGUUUCUCGACCAGUAUCAACACCGUCUUCCUUUUCUAUCCAUGUAACUCACUGUCUGUGAACCUGUAACCCACUGACUGCCAGUGAAAAUCCUUCUUCAUCCAUUGAUUCUCAAUCAAAAUAUUCCAGUUUGCCUUCCUGUCCAUUUCCUGUCCGUUCCGAGAUCUCGAAAGCUGAGAAAGACAUCAGUGUAAUUUGAAGCACACAAACAUAAAUGUUUCUCACGCGACAGACUCGCACCCAAAAAGGCAAUACACAUACUGUAAAAUCUAACAUGUGCAAACAUGAGUGUGUUAAAAUGUCUGUCUUGUGUUCCCAUCGAGCUGCUCUAUUGUGUGUGUGUUUUUUUUUUUUUUUUUACAUGGAUCAUGGUGUAUAAUCUGAUCUUUUUAGUUGAGCUAACUUAGCUGGACUGAGGGCAUUUUCCUAUGAAGGCGGCGCAACAUGCUGGCUGUACAUGCAGAGACCGUUUAUGUGUUUGCCUGAGUGCUAUGUGUGACGUUAUGAUGUAACUCCUUGUACCUUUUAUAUGUAGUAACAUUUCCUUUGCACAUGCAGUGAUGUAGUGUUGUUGACAUAUUUCCUGCGCUGGUGAUUUUUUUUGAAAUUAACGAUGGAUGGAAAUCUAAAGCACUGAUUUAGCUUAGCGUAGUAGCACAAAAUCAAUAUACAAUAUAUGAAGCUAGAUGCUUGUCUUUUGCCUAGAAAUAUUCAGACAAUUAUCAGAAAUAAUAAUGGAACAAACGAUAUUAGAUAAACCUAAUCCAAUUCUUUCCAAUAAUUCCUGCGUAGUAUGUGCUGUCGACUUCAGACUAUGCAUUCAACAGCUGAUACUAAUACUGUAGUUCAUAAUGUAGCCAGACAUUUGUUGGCCCUUUUGUCAUUUUCCCUUUGUGAAUUUUGACCACUGCUUUUGCAAAUCCAACAAAGCUGAACAUUAAAUUGCACUUUAAAGUCAGCGUGAGCUCAGUGGGAACUGAUGUGUUUUUGUUUGUGUUCACCUUUACCACAGUAUGCUGUAGAUAAGUGGUUCUAAAUAUGACCGGCCACCCUCUUCUGGACGGUACAAGCUUCUAAAACACGACAUCAGUCUAUGUUGGCAUUGUGUGAUGUGACCGAAAAGCUGCCGAUUGUAAAGUGACUGAAGGAGGAUUUCAGCUGCAGGGUUUAGAGAAGAGGCUUGUACAGUAUCUGGACCAGUGGAUGGCUGAUGUGUCUCAUUUUAUUAGAAUCGCUUCAUUGCUCCAUUGCUUUCCAUUCACACACAUCCUCUUGUUGGAUCUGCAUGAGCUCAUGUCUUCAAUUGUCAAUAAUAAAAAGCAAAAUCAGCC
Molecule: messenger RNA, 2933 nt
Organism: Anarrhichthys ocellatus (wolf-eel)
Lineage: Eukaryota; Metazoa; Chordata; Actinopteri; Perciformes; Anarhichadidae
Gene: laptm4b
Product: lysosomal protein transmembrane 4 beta
Exons: 8
Coding region: 220-1041 (273 amino acids)
Cellular component (GO): lysosomal membrane
Source: RefSeq, a predicted model, not a curated record